AUGAAUCGCACAGCAAUUACAAACUUUGUCCUCCUCGGCCUUUCUGAUGAUCCUGACCUUCAGAUUGUCAUCUUCCUCUUUUUAUUUAUCACAUACAUAUUAAGUGUCGCUGGAAACCUGACCAUCAUUACUCUAACCUUGCUGCACCCCCAUCUGCAGACGCCCAUGUGUUUCUUUCUCCGGAACUUCUCUUUUUUGGAAAUAUCCUUUACAACUGUGUGCAUCCCUAGGUUUCUUGGAGCAAUUAUCACCAGGGAUAAGACCAUUUCUUACAACAACUGUGCCGCCCAACUCUUUUUCUUUAUCUUCAUGGGGGUGACUGAAUUUUACAUCUUAACCGCCAUGUCCUACGACCGCUACGUGGCCAUCUGCAAGCCCCUGCAUUAUGCCACCAUCAUGAGCAGGAAGCUCUGCAUACUGCUGGUGCUGUGUGCUUGGGCGGGCGGGUUUCUGACCAUCUUUCCUCCUCUAAUGCUUCUUCUCCAGCUGGAGCUUCUCCAGCGCUUCUCCAGCGCUUCCAACGUCAUUGACCACUUCGCAUGCGACUACUUUCCCCUCUUGCAACUAUCUUGCUCAGACACGCAGCAGCUAGAGGUGAUUGGUUUCUACUUUGCUUUAGUUACCCUUCUGUUCACUUUGGCACUAGUCGUUUUGUCUUACAUGUACAUUAUUCGAACCAUUUUGAAAAUUCCCUCUGCCCAUCAGAGAAAGAAGGCUUUCUCCACCUGUUCCUCUCACAUGAUCGUCAUCUCCAUCUCUUAUGGGAGCUGCAUAUUCAUGUAUGCUAACCCUUCUGCCAAGGACAAGGCCUCGCUGACGAAAGGAGUCGCCAUUCUCAACACCUCUGUGGCUCCCAUGCUGAACCCCUUCAUUUAUACUCUGAGGAACCAGCAAGUGAAGCAAGCCCUCAAGGAUGUGGUCCACAGAGUAGCAUUUUCUGCAAGUAAAUGGAACACAUUUUUGGAAGAAUAA
Chinchilla lanigera (long-tailed chinchilla) is the source of this 972-nucleotide messenger RNA. Its product is annotated as olfactory receptor 6C3. The record is from RefSeq and is a predicted model, not a curated record. Gene Ontology annotation, biological process: G protein-coupled receptor signaling pathway. The transcript has a single exon. Gene Ontology annotation, molecular function: olfactory receptor activity; G protein-coupled receptor activity. Lineage: Eukaryota; Metazoa; Chordata; Mammalia; Rodentia; Chinchillidae. Bases 1 to 972 code for a protein of 323 amino acids. Gene Ontology annotation, cellular component: membrane.